Molecule: messenger RNA, 2497 nt
Organism: Octodon degus (degu)
Lineage: Eukaryota; Metazoa; Chordata; Mammalia; Rodentia; Octodontidae
Gene: Armc1
Product: armadillo repeat containing 1
Exons: 5
Coding region: 1-543 (180 amino acids)
Source: RefSeq, a predicted model, not a curated record
AUGUCUGCCUGGCCUUAUUUUAUUUAUGGACCAUCCCAACCCCUCUGUUGUCCACUCGGCUUUACUUGCUCUUCGAUACUUGGCAGAAUGUCGUGCAAACAGAGAAAAGAUGAAAGGCGAAUUGGGUAUGAUGUUAAGCUUGCAAAAUGUUAUACAGAAUCUCGGAGAAAUCUGUGUGAAGAGGCUUUGUUAAAAAUUAAAGGGGUUAUUAGCUUUACUUUUCAAAUGGCUGUUCAAAGAUGUGUGGUACGCAUUCGUUCAGAUUUGAAAGCAGAGGCAUUGGCAUCAGCAAUAGCAUCCACCAAGGUCAUGAAAGCACAGCAAGUUGUGAAAAGUGAAAGUGGGGAAGAGAUGCUGGUCCCAUUCCAAGAUACUCCUGUGGAAGUAGAAGAGAACACAGAGCUACCUGACUACCUGCCUGAGGAUGAAAGUCCCACAAAGGAGCAGGACAAGGCAGUGUCCCGGGUGGGCUCCCACCCUGAAGGUGGAGCUAGCUGGCUGAGUACAGCUGCAAACUUUCUAUCCAGAUCAUUUUACUGGUGACUUCAUCUUCAGUUUGGGGCUCAAGGACUGUGAACCCACAAGGGGCCAGUUUUCCAUUGUUGUGGUGAACUGUCAAGUGCAAUUUGCAAUAAGUUAUCAUGAAAAGUUUUUAGAUUACAUGAUUGUGUAUGCUGCAUUUUACAUUUUCUUGGACAUUUUAUUCCAUCAAGUGGUCAAAAGAACAGACUACAGGUGGGAUUAAUUUGCUUGGGAAAGUAUUUUGGUUUUGUUUUCCUUUAAUUGCAUCACUUUUUAAAAAAUACAUGGGUCCACUGUUAAACCAAACAUGUAUGUGCAGCUUUACAUUUUAUUUAUAUGAAGCACGAGAUUAGGAAAAUUCAUUUUCUCCUCAAGCCUCAGGAUCUCUCUGAAGAGAAGGUUUUUUGUAGUCCAAGUUGUGCAUGAAUUACUGAACAGUUUUCUCUGCUUUUCAUGAACAGUACAUGCUUUGGUAUUCUUCACUGACAGUUGAAAACAUUCUGGUUUAUUCCCCUUUUGUGCCUUUUUAAUUUGCCAACCAUGUUUAUAGAAAGGACAGUACUAAUGACAGUUUGCAAACAGAUUUAUUCAUGGAGACAUAAUUAUCUAAAAACAACUCAAUACAAAUGUUAUUGUUGUUUUAAGAAUAAUGCAAAAUCAAUCAGAAAAAGGAAAGGUGUAGCAAAGUGCUUUUGGACCUAUUUGGAUAUGACCAAAUGUGGAUCUGAUUUUUUAGUGUUCACUGUUUAUGUCAGCUCAGGAGAUGAUAUUGUAAUUAUAAAUGGUCUCUUGGCCUUACAUUGAGAUUACAGAACAUGCCCUGCUAGGGGAAAGAAAAGAAAGAAAAAAUAGUAGUAAAGAACUGACAGACUUGAAAAAGGAAAACAAAAAUUAAAUGCCUGUGAUGCCAUAGUGCCACUCUAAUAGUAUUUAACUUUAAAAUAUGAAUUGCUUAGCUGAAACCUAUUCAGUAGGUAUUUCUUUGUAUUGCCUUUUGUAAACUUAUUAUGAAAGUGCUGCAGUUAUAUUGGACAAAAAAAGAGACCCAAAUUAUUGCUUAUAAAGAGGGAAAGCCAGCGUUGGUCACUUAAUCUUGUUUCUUAAGACCAGUCAGAAAAAACGAACUUCAGUGAAGGUAAGACACACACACACACACACACACACACACACACACACACACACAGAGAUGGUGUUUUUGGGUAGGCAAGAGCAAAUUACAUCUAUGUAAUACAUUAGUAAAGCUCUAAAAUACUUGGCAAUCAUAUUUUGUUUUGGAAGUCUAGCUAUAUCCAGAUAUGUUUUAAUGUUAACACGAUUAAAAACCUAAUAGAAAUUGAAGUUCAUUUUCAUCACCAUGUAGAGCUGCUAUUUUACUACUUGGAGAAUGUGAAGGAAAAAUUGGGCCCUGGAAGAUUUCCUUAUGUUUUCAUCAUUUCUCUUAGAGAAAAUUAAAAUCAUCCCCUGAUACUGGAGCAAAGUAAUUGUAAAAUACUAUCACCAGAAAGAGCCUUGAGUUCCCUAACAUUGGGAUAUUCUGGAGGGAGAGAGAAAGAGGUAUUGAGGGUAUUGAAGACAGUAGUUUUUCAUGCGUCUGGUUUCUGAUUCAUGGAAUAUGCACAAACAAAAUAUAUGCUUUCAGGGCACAUGCUGCUUUAAAUGCAUACUACUACCUGCUGCCAGAAUCAGAUGUGUUGAAAAAAGCAAACAAAACCACCUCCUUUCUACAGCCAUUAAAGCAAAGUUUACUUUCUGUUUUAACAGAUUAUUUUAUUUUGCCUUGCCACACAUCUGCUUAUUUAAUAAACUACAACCUUUUGGUAGUAAUGGUUCAGUACAAGUAGAUUAUUUCAGCUUGAUGUUUUUGUGUUCCAAGUGUUCUUUUAUUCCAGGUCUUAUACAGCAGUUAAGGCGAAUGUUAUGACAGUUUUUGAAAUAUGUUGUAAAAUAAUAAAAUGUAACAUAGUUAAAACUGAAA